AUGGCAGUUCUUGUACGACCAUCCUUGGUCACAGUGUCCGACCCUGUUACGGUUCAAGCUGCCUCAGUCCGCGCCUAUAUCGACAAUACCCUUACAGAAUUGCUCCAUGAAUUAUCGCUACCACCAUCAGAAGGACGACCCUCUAUAACCCUGCGACGCAGAUCAAAUAUUGCGACAUAUGCCAUCAAUCGUCAAAAUGGAGCUCUUGAAGCUCAUUCAAAGGUCUUGCACCGCACCUACUCAUGGCCAGGGAACUCGGCCUAUGAAGCAUGGAGAUUCUGCGAUGCGAAUGGGACAACUGAUAUCGAAGAGGUCAGUCAUCUCGUGCAAUAUAAACGGAGUGAUAUCGUGUUCAUCAUCAGGGAAAUCAUCAGGGAUAUAUACUACAUUGAUCCAGCAUACUUCAAGUCGCAAAAUGUUGUGGACAAUAUCGUUGAUGAUCUUGCAUAUACUAUUGGGGUCGAACGAGCAGCGUUGAACGUCGAAGCAGCAGGAAAAGGUCUCAUUACUGGUCCCUUUACCUUGAGGCGUGGAUCUCAAGUUGUGAUGGAUGCUCGGUUUUCCUCUCAAGACAAUUUAAUACCUCGAAUUCAGGAAGAUGAUGAGAUUGACAUCUCCGGCACGAGAUGGAUUCUUAUUAUUGAGAAAGAGGCUGUGUUCCAUCGACUCGCAAGAGACAGUUACCAUACGACAGCUCUUGCCGGCCAAGGUCUCCUCAUAACCGGCAAAGGAUACCCGGAUCUCUGUACACGCGCAUUCGUUCACCAUAUUCUUUGCGCUGCGUCGUCGGGAAAUAGACGACCGCCGCCCGUUUAUGCGCUUGUUGAUGGAGACCCUGACGGCAUAUCAAUCAUGUCAACGUACAAGUACGGAUCAAUGGCGCAUUCUCAUGAAAACGCAAGAUUCGUUAUACCCAACUUGCAGUAUCUGGGCCUCCGAGUUUCAGAUGCAGUCAUAAACUCUGAACUUUUGGAAAAUAUCUCUCUCCUCGCUUUGACACCUCGAGACCGACGUAAGAUUGUCAGCAUGCUCCAGAAUAGUCCGAUUUGGGCAGCUGAUGGACCCGAACCCGAAUGGCGCGUGGAGUUGCAAAGAAUGAUGAUGUUAAAUUUGAAAGCCGAGAUUGAAAUCCUCUAUGAACGUGAAGGGGGUCUGAAAGGAUGGAUUGAUCAGAUAAUGUUUCGACAGGCAUAA
This is a messenger RNA of Penicillium malachiteum, 1194 nucleotides long. RefSeq lists its product as uncharacterized. The record is from RefSeq and is a predicted model, not a curated record. Gene Ontology annotation, biological process: meiotic DNA double-strand break formation; meiotic DNA double-strand break processing; reciprocal meiotic recombination. Lineage: Eukaryota; Fungi; Ascomycota; Eurotiomycetes; Eurotiales; Aspergillaceae. Gene Ontology annotation, cellular component: nuclear chromosome. The coding region runs from base 1 to 1194 and encodes 397 amino acids. The transcript has 6 exons. Gene Ontology annotation, molecular function: DNA topoisomerase type II (double strand cut, ATP-hydrolyzing) activity; DNA binding; ATP binding.